AUGUCGUCCUCCAGGUCAUUGACCAUCCUCACAGCGGCGGACGUGGACCGCGUCCUCGCCUCGCUGGACCUUGACAAGGCCAUAGCGUCCCAAGCGGCUGUUUUCGACGCGUUCUCCGCUGUCCCCUCCUCCGCCUCCACGCCUGAAAAUGGUGUCCCGCCUAUACAAAAUCCGCACCGGACUACUAUCGAGACGGAACAGUCUACAAGUCUGUUCAUGCCUGCCCGAGUGACCGAGCUGGGCGGGGCGACAUGCAAGAUCGUCUCGGUGCCAAAGGCCUCGGCUGGGCCGAAUGAGGGCGGAUUGCCGGCUGCAACGGUGGUGCUGGAUGAUAAGGGGGUCGUGAGAGGUUUGGUGAAUGCUAGGAAGCUGACUGCUAUGCGGAACGCUUGUGGAUCGGCCCUCUUUCUGCGCCGGUGUCCUCCAGCCGGCCCGAUCACACAAUGCGUCUUCUUCGGCUCAGGAGAGCAGAUCUACGCGCACGCCUCGGUCUUCCUGCGUCUCUACGGAUCGAUAGUGAGGUGCACAUUCGUUGUUCGGUCGAAGAACGAACGCGCGGUUGGGCUCGUACGGCGACUGGAAGCGGAACAUCCCGCUAUCACGCUGUACCUCCGGUCAGCAGACAGUGCAGACACGUCGCCUUCAAGCGCGCUAUCAGAUCUGCUUUUCACCGCUCAGGUCAUCGUGGCUGCCACAUCAUCGCAGAAGGCGCUCUUUCCGACAUCGUCGGUCCGGCCGGGCACGCGGGUCAUCCUCAUCGGGUCUUACAAGCCACACAUGCGCGAGGUGGAGGACAGCCUACUGCGUCGGGCGUCGAGGGUGGUGGUGGACUCCAAGAAGGCCUGUCUACAGGAAGCAGGGGAGCUCAUCUCGGCGGGUAUAACGGAGGAGGAUCUGGAAGAGCUGGGAUCGAUGAGGGAGGGUGGGAAGCCGGUGAGAUCGAGGGAGGAUAUCGUACUGUUCAAGAGCGUCGGACUGGGAGUACAGGACGUCGCGAUCACCAAGCUAAUAUUGGACGAGGCGAUCAAUUUGGGUAUCGGGACUCAGAUAGCUGCCUUCGAUUAA
This is a messenger RNA of Dioszegia hungarica, 1065 nucleotides long. RefSeq lists its product as uncharacterized. The record is from RefSeq and is a predicted model, not a curated record. NCBI's taxonomy places the organism in Eukaryota, Fungi, Basidiomycota, Tremellomycetes, Tremellales, Bulleribasidiaceae. Bases 1 to 1065 code for a protein of 354 amino acids. Gene Ontology annotation, cellular component: cytoplasm. The transcript is spliced from 3 exons.